Ostrea edulis (European flat oyster) is the source of this 3191-nucleotide messenger RNA. Its product is annotated as serine/threonine-protein kinase BRSK2-like. The coding region runs from base 325 to 2451 and encodes 708 amino acids. NCBI's taxonomy places the organism in Eukaryota, Metazoa, Mollusca, Bivalvia, Ostreida, Ostreidae. Gene Ontology annotation, cellular component: cytoplasm. Gene Ontology annotation, molecular function: ATP binding; tau-protein kinase activity; protein serine/threonine kinase activity. The transcript is spliced from 20 exons. Gene Ontology annotation, biological process: intracellular signal transduction; microtubule cytoskeleton organization; protein phosphorylation. The record is from RefSeq and is a predicted model, not a curated record.
CGAGCUCUUCAACAUUGAAAACCAGAUGAGCUGCUGAUGCGAGGAUGAAUCACACGAAGGUUUCCUGGCGUCCGAUAAACAGACAGGAAAGCUAAGCACCUUUAAUUUAAUGAGCAGAUUCAAGCAAGAGCAUUUUUAUCGGUUUCUUGGUGAUUUGGAUUGCAUCCUGGGACGUAUUCAAAUGUGAUGAAUUGAGAGAGAAAAAAAUGAACCGAGAAUCUCUUGUUCAAUGGCGGAGAAAACGCUAUCGAUCGCCGUGAAUUUGGAAAAUAGUAAAUAGAUGUUCUUGUAGGAGAAGUCUUUAUUUUCCCCUGGUGCAACCCCAUGUCGCGUCCCCAGGGACGGACCACCCACGGACACAAGGAGGAACAAUAUGUGGGACCCUACAAGUUGGAGAAGACCCUGGGAAAAGGACAAACGGGGCUAGUCAAGAUGGGUGUACACUGCGCUACAGGGAAACGAGUGGCCAUUAAGAUAGUCAACAGGGAGAAACUCAGUGAAUCGGUACUGAUGAAGGUUGAACGAGAAAUAGCCAUAAUGAAGCUUAUCGAGCACCCCCAUGUCCUGGGUCUUUUUGAUGUGUAUGAAAAUAAAAAAUAUUUAUACCUGGUUCUAGAGCAUGUAUCUGGAGGAGAAUUAUUUGACUACCUGGUCAAAAAAGGCCGACUCACCCCCAAGGAGGCCCGGCGAUUCUUUCGACAAAUCAUCUCCGCUCUGGACUUCUGUCAUAGUCACAAUAUAUGUCACAGAGAUCUGAAGCCAGAGAACCUGUUACUAGAUGAUAAAAAUAACAUUCGAGUUGCUGACUUUGGUAUGGCUUCACUUCAAGUAGAAGGCUCUAUGUUAGAAACCAGUUGUGGGUCACCCCACUAUGCAUGUCCGGAGGUGAUUCGGGGCGAGAAGUACGAUGGACGGAAGGCGGACGUCUGGAGUUGUGGUGUGAUACUUUAUGCUUUAUUAGUUGGAGCACUUCCCUUUGAUGAUGACAAUCUUAGGCAGCUUCUGGAAAAAGUUAAAAAGGGCGUAUUUCACAUUCCACAUUUUGUCUCACCUGACUGUCAAAAUCUACUGCGAGGAAUGAUAGAGGUCAAUCCAGACCUUCGACUGACGUUAGAACAGAUCCACAAACAUUCUUGGGUUGUUGUGGAUAGUCAGGGACUUGUAGAGCUAGAAUUACCUGUUUCACAAGUGGUCCAGACCUCUGUGAUACCCACAGUGGAGGACCUGGACCCAGAUGUACUGUCCACAAUGAACUCUCUACAAUGUUUCAAGGACAAGGACAAACUUGUUACAGAACUCCUCAGCACAAAACACAAUACAGAGAAGGUAGUGUAUUUUUUGCUGUUAGAUCGUAAACUCAGGAACCCUAGCAUUGAAGAUGACCACGAGAUCAGACUUCGCUCAGAAUCAGCUGACCCUCCCAGAAAACGAGUAGAUGCUGUGCAACUGAAUCAUCAAAAUGGCCAGCCCAGACUGUCGCUAGGAAGUAUAAGUGAAGGGUCACCGGUAGCUUCCCGCCGAGCACUAGCUGUACAGAGAGUCCGAAAGGCCAGUCUAUCCAGUAGUCCUAGCAGUUCCCCAAUAUCCAGUGUGAGAAUACCUGCUCGGGGCCCCACCCAUAGUCCCUCAGCCACACCCCCAGGAUCCCCCGCCAUUCAGAAUAACCCCUGGAGGUCACGGCUGCAUACCAUCAAAAACAGCUUCCUUGGCUCUCCUCGAUUCCACCGGCGAAAACUCCAAGGUAUCCCGUAUGGUAACCAUGGUAAUGGGUAUUGUAAGGAGGUACCACCGCCUUUGUUGACAGUGCCUACAGAGGAUGUUUCCAUGACGCCCGACUCCUCCCCUGAAAUGACAAAGAAGUCUUGGUUUGGAGCCCUGAUGGGGAAUGAGAGAGAGGAACAUCAUUUUAUUAUGGCCCAAGACAAACCUCUGAGUCAGGUCAAGGCAGACUUAGUACAUGCUCUACUGUCGACAGCAGACCUCAGUCACAGUGUAGUUUCUGCUACUUCAUUCCGAGCAGAGUACAGGCGAUCAGGCAGUUCAGCCAUGUUCUCCAGAAAUGUACGAUUCCAGAUGGACAUCACUCCCACACAUGGUGGCAGUCAGAACAGUGUGAUGUACUGCCUCACCUUCACACUUAUAGCAGGUCCUUCGCGGCGCUUCAGGAGGGUAUGUGAACACCUCCAGAACCUAAUGCUGGGACCUCGAGGUGACGCUCUGAAUCAGCGCAAGAUCAGCACCGACAGUACAUCUUCCUACACGUCAGAGACAGGGGAAUCCCCUCGACACAGCAGCUCAGUCCGGGAAAACGGCGAGGAGGAGGUAUUUGACCGAUAUCCAAGCUAUCGAGUUUCCAAGACACCAACUCCCACAAGACGAGAGGUCCCUCGCGUCAUUACAAAUGGGAAACGGGCCAUCGUGGACCAUAGCUACAGGAAAGACAAGCUAUGACACCAGAUACAUACUUAAAUAGCUCCUCCCCUAGAACUAUUUCCAAUAUCUGUAGACUAUUGGCUUUAGUUGGACUGAACAUUGGAAGAUUGUCAAAAGAUGCAAAAAGUCAGAAUCUCCCUGUGCUAAGUACUGAUGACUGUGAUCGCUGGAGUGAAUUUGAAAUUGUGUCUGCGUAUGUGUAAACUAAGUAAUGUAUGUGUUGGAUAAGUCACACUCUAGCUGUGUAUGUGAUCUGGCUUCUAUGUGUCAGUUCUUAGAACAUUGUAAUUCACUUUCUAUUGAAAUUCGCACACCUGCUCUUACUUUCUGGACUCCAUUUUGGAAACACAGCAUUGUACAUGUAUAUCUAGAAACAUUAUAACUAAUAGGACAGUGAGUAUCUGUGAUUAAAUAGCAUUUUGUAUAAUAAAUUUUGUGUGUAAAUCCUUAGUGAUUUUUUUUUUUUUUUUAAAUCAAAUCUUGUAUGGGAUCUUUUCCAUUUGUUCUUGAUAACAUGUUUCAAGCUAAUCGGUCAUUCCAUGUUACAGUGUUCAUGUGAACAGCAGGAAUGGAGUUAUAGGAAGUGUUUUUAGAAUUCUUUUUUUAUUGUAAAAUAUGACUGAUGUAAGAAAGUUGUGAUGUAUAUGCCAAAUCUUCUCAUGUACUAUUGAAUUUCAUCAACAUUAUCAAACAUAAACGAAGUACAUGCACUGUUAGAAAUAAUAUAUGCUUAUAUAUGGAGUAAAUUUGCAUUGUGA